CCCCUCUCGCUCACAGAUACCCCGACCAUUUUGAAUCUUAUCGAACAAACAACACAGCAAGUUAACCUUAUUAAUAGACAAAAAAGAAAUAAAUAAAAUAAAGCCAGGUGUGUACAACGGCCCGGUGAGGUUCGUACAGUCGUCGAAAGCCUUUUCCGGCGAUGUUCUGAGUUUUCACAACCGGGGUACCGUCGAAUAAAGAAAGGAUGGCGGCUAAUUCGGCCAGCCCGAUUUCGCCCUCGGACUUAGACGCGAUAAUAAAGCUCAUGUGGGGCAAUGAGGUGAAAGAAGACGUUUUCCAGAGGUGGAAACAAGGUUUUCGGUUUAGCACAGAUGAGCCCACCGCUCUAAUUCAGCAUGAAGGCGGCCCCUGUGCCGUCAUUGCUCCUGUUCAGGCAUACAUUAUCAAAUCGCUCAUCAGUGAUAAAAAAAGGAAGUCACCUAAUUGGAAUGAGGUGGAGAGCGAAUGUGUGGGGAAACUGCUGAUACGUGCCCUCUGUGAAAUAUUAGGGCAGGCUUAUGAUGGAAACAGAUUUGUACUUGUACAGAUGUCUGAUAGUAUACUGGACGAGGAGACAACGAAAACACCCCCAUCUCCUGAUGCUAAAAAACCCAAGGAUCAUUCAUACUUCCAUUCACAACUCAGAACACUGAGUUUUGAGAGCCCUGAAGAGGUCGAAGCCUAUUACCUUGAGAGGAUAGACAUGCUCGGGGAGACAUUUGGGGUCUUGUUGUUCCUUUAUUCUGUUUUGUGUACCAAAGGUAUAGAAGCUUUACAUACUGAAGCAAUUGAUCCGUCAGAGACUUUUAUUGACAGUGAAUUUGGCUAUGGAAGCCAGAGCCUUAUCAAUCUUAUGAUUACCGGCAAGGCUGUGGCUCAUGUGUGGAACUAUGACCAAGAUAUUUGUGGCUUAAAAUUAAAAGGGAUCCAACAACAAAGCCAAAUUGGCUUCUUAACCCUGCUUGAGCAUCUGAGGUACUGCGAAGUAGGUUCAUUUCUUAAAAAUCCUAUGAACCCAGUUUGGGUUCUUGGAAGUGAAACUCACCUCACAGUAUUAUUCUCGUUUGAAAGUAGGCUGGUCUGUGCUGAGACACCAACUGAAGUGGCAAAAAGAGUUUUUAAAAGUUUUGAUCCUGAGGGACGGAACUUUAUUUCUGCCGACUUACUUCAAGACGUGCUUAACAUGCUUGAUUUAGUCUCUGAACCUGAAUAUGUUGAUAUUAUGAGAAAGAAGUUAGACGCGGAAAACCUUGGAAUUAUACUUUUAUCAAGUUUCAUGGAAGAGUUUUUUCCCGAAGAGAAUGUACAUCUCCCUGAUACUUUCACCCUUUACCAUUACAACGGUCUUCUCCGUUCUUGCCCUAACAAUAAGGUUGUCUACCAAAAAGGGAAUGCUAUACUUCUUGAGACACAUGUGCUGUCCGUUUUGGAGAACAACGGGAUGUUGACGUGCCUCCAAACAAAAUGGCCUAACAUCGAGGUGCAGUGGGUGGGUGGGUCGACUCCCUCGCUGAACUAACAAUUUUUUGCACAGGAAAUCACAUUUUGGAAUAGGAAAAGGGGAAAUUGAACAUAAAAAACAAAAAACAAAUUAGGUUGUGAAACAUUGUACAGACCAACUUGGUAUUUUAACAAUAUUCAUUAAAAAAUAAAAAAGAAUAUUAAUAAAAAGUGUAGAUUGGAAAAAGAGAAAGGUGUUCAUUUUGCGUUGAAUAAUUUAUUUUGUAAAUAUAAUUUCGACUAUUAUUUAUUGAAGAUUAAUGUUUUGUCCAGAGUGUGAAAAUAAUAUUGGGAAAUUCUCUUAUUUGUCGUUCAACAAAUCUCAUAAAUGAACACCUUAUGCAUUUAUUAAAAAGAAUUGAGAAUGA
Cimex lectularius (bed bug) is the source of this 1869-nucleotide messenger RNA. Its product is annotated as ubiquitin carboxyl-terminal hydrolase MINDY-3 homolog. The coding region runs from base 207 to 1520 and encodes 437 amino acids. Lineage: Eukaryota; Metazoa; Arthropoda; Insecta; Hemiptera; Cimicidae. Gene Ontology annotation, biological process: protein K48-linked deubiquitination. The transcript is spliced from 9 exons. The record is from RefSeq and is a predicted model, not a curated record. Gene Ontology annotation, molecular function: K48-linked deubiquitinase activity; calcium ion binding; cysteine-type deubiquitinase activity.